GUCAGCCUGCUGGGUGGUUCGAUCCAACAGAGACAACCCACCUCUCAGCCCACAGCUGUGCGCAACGACCACUGCGGUGAACUUGUGGAUUACUGGAAAGUAGAGGGGAUGAGACUACCAGAGAACGAACCCCUGCUCACUCCUUAUCUUCUGCUGCAGGGGGUUAAAGAGGAAAUGCGCUCUCAAACCCACGGCAGACCGAAGGAAGCAUCUCUAACAAACGCCAGCCAGUGGGUGUAUUUGGCGAUGGAAAGCCAGAACUUUACGCAAGGACCUGUUUCCAUCAACUGCACGCGGUCGCCUGCCCCACCAGCAGGAACAGGAAUCGCUUUACCGAUGUUUAUGUUUGCUGGAGGCGCCAUUGGAAAUUUAAUUGCAAUAAUCGUCCUUUCGGUGUCACGACAAGAGAGGAAAUCUUCCGCUUUCUUCGCGCUUGUGCGCGGUCUGGCGGUGACGGACCUGCUGGGCACCUGCCUGGCCAGCCCGCUCACCAUAGCCACCUACCUGGACCCGAAAGUGUUGCAGAACCAUCACAUCUGCGAGUUCCACUCCUUUUUGUUGCUGUUCUUCGGUGUCGCCGGACUGAGCAUCAUAUGCGCCAUGGCAGCAGAGCGCUACUUGGCUAUCUGCUGCCCCUACACCUACCAGCGCUGGGGGGUGGACGGACGCUUUGCGCAAAAGUUCCUUCUCUUCAUUUACAUCAGUCACAUUUUGUUCUGCUGCCUCCCCAUGAUGGGCAUGGCGGCCAGCAAGCUGCAGAAGUCGAACACCUGGUGCUUCAUCGACUGGAAGACACACGAGCCUCGGGCCACCGCUUACUCCGUCCUGUACGGCGCCGUCAGCCUGCUGCUCAUCCUGGGCACCAUCCUGCUGAACCUGGCGGUGUGCGGAGCGCUGCUGCUGAUGCGGCAGAGGACCGUGCAGCGGCCCGUCACCAGAGCCAGCGUCCGGGAGAGGUGGAGGGCUCUGUCCUCGGCCGCCGAGACGCAGAUGAUCGCGGUGCUGGUGAUGACCUCCGCGGUGGUUCUGGCCUGUUCUGCCCCGCUGGUGGUGCAGGUGUUUGCCAACCACUUCAAACAGAAAGACGACGAGGAGGCCUACAAGGCAGACCUGGCCGCCAUCAGGAUCGCCUCAGUCAACCCCAUCCUGGACCCCUGGAUCUACAUCCUGCUCAGGAGGUCUCUGUUUCGACGGUUACUCAGUUUAUCCAGGAGAAGCAGCAGCACUCGCAGCAACUCCCCUCCUCCACCGCAGAGGAAUCUCUUUUUUCCUGACAUCAUGCGGGACAGCCACGUGUUCACCCAGCUGAUGUGCAACGCAAACAUCAUCUCUCAGCUGCCGGCUGCUGUCAGAUUCACUCCGUACGACACGGAGAGCCUCCACCAGACUUCAAACGCUGCACGCUGAGCUUGUGUUGGACGUCUUUCUCUGCUGCAAGCAGCCUCACCCGGACCACAGACUCUGUUUCAGAGCAAUGGUGACGAUGAAUAUGUGAACUCACAGCUGGACGGGAGCCACACAGCUCCUGCAGGAUUAUUUAUCAAGUAAAAUGAAGCAGCAAUACUGACAAGAGAAACUACUUGACUCUGAUGUCGCUCCUGAAGUGCAAUAACGAGACAAGAUGGAAGCUUUUUAUUCUCUGUCUUUCCGUGCUAUCCACCGUCUUCUCAUGGCUUCUAACUCACUGCCACACUUCUUCUAACCCUUUUUUCUAAUUAUGUCAUGAAGCUCCCUCCUCCUCCUCCUCCUGCCUCCAGACCAGUCAGUCCUACACUUUAUGGGAACUAAUCAGCUCCUGCAGAUGCAUAGACGGCUUGUGUCGUGUUCAAAUGACCAGUGACACAUUUUCAUACUUACAGACAUGACAAGAGUCUGACUUCAUGCUGUUUUUAGGUCUCUUUGUGGCAGGCAGGUGAUCUUUUUCAGCUGCGUUGUCUAUGGAAACUCCCUGGGAGGUAUUUCUGCAUUAUGAGAGAAACACAAAGCCAGAAAAGCACUGACCAAAAUAUGCUGCUGUUGCCUGUUUGUAUUAAAGAUUUAUGUUUGCAAUAAA
This is a messenger RNA of Stegastes partitus (bicolor damselfish), 2053 nucleotides long. Its product is annotated as prostaglandin E2 receptor EP4 subtype-like. The transcript is spliced from 2 exons. Gene Ontology annotation, biological process: adenylate cyclase-activating G protein-coupled receptor signaling pathway; negative regulation of inflammatory response; positive regulation of cytosolic calcium ion concentration. NCBI's taxonomy places the organism in Eukaryota, Metazoa, Chordata, Actinopteri, Pomacentridae. Gene Ontology annotation, molecular function: prostaglandin E receptor activity. The record is from RefSeq and is a predicted model, not a curated record. Bases 109 to 1407 code for a protein of 432 amino acids. Gene Ontology annotation, cellular component: plasma membrane.